GUGCACUGUGUUCCGUUACUCAGCUAGCCUCAGGUUCUGUAACAUGCGUUCCAUGGAUCACGUUUUGUCUUACGCCCGAACGAUUGCCAGCAUCCCCUUGCACCGCACUGCUUAUGUGCCCAGUGAGGAAGAGGCGGCGAACAUCAAGGAAAUGGCGGACGAACUACGCAGCAUAGACGUUCAGAUCGGCGAACAGAUAUCCAGUCUCUCUGAACGACGGGCAGCCGUUCGGGAGCAGAUUGCGCUCAAUAACGCCCUUCUGUCACCAUGUCGCCGCUUGCCUUCUGAAGCUCUCUCGAUGAUCUUCCUACUGGCCGUCCCGGAUGACUGGGAGCAAGCGUACGCUGGACAACGCAGCCCCAACUUCGCGCGGGUGUGUCGUCUUUGGCGAAACGUCGCAUUCGACACUCCCAGGCUAUGGUCAAGACUCCGUCUCGAAGCGUGGAUCCGUUGGCCAUCAGUCGGAGAAGCAAGUCUGCUCGCACUCGAAGAGGAUGUGGAAAGGACAGCGCAGGUGCCUCUGGACGUAGACGUACAGAUGGGCUCCCUCGUGCACAGACAUCCGAUGCCCUAUGCCUCGUGGGACAAUUUCUGGGGGGAGAACGACGCUUGGCUACUGCUUCGUACACUUUCGCACCGAUGGAAGCGGGCCAGUUUCUAUAACUUGCCGCUUUCCGGUUACGCCAACCUUGCUACUUGCUCUUUUCCUGCAUUGCAGACCCUGGCCAUUCACUUUGCCAAGUACUCGCAUGCGAUUUGGCGCCUUGAUGCGGACACCCGACAAACGAUGAUUCUCCCUAACUUCCAGAAUGCGCCGAACGUGACCAACCUACAUAUUGACGUUGUUCCCCCGAUGGUAACAUUCGAAUUGCCACGACAAUGGUCCAUCACUGACCUAACAAUCAACUACGCCGGAGGACUUGAUGUCGCUUUCGAAUCUCUCCUUCGCGCGAUGAUGGCGUGUAGCGCCACCGUGCGCUCCUGCCACAUCAGCGUCGAAUACGAUGUCAAUCGGUCUAUCAAUCGUCCCGAACCCAUACCGCAAGAGUCGACCAUCUUUCCUUGCCUGGAAGAUAUCCACUUCGAAGACGACGCCAUCCUGCUUUGCUACUUCAUUGCAGCCCCCCACGCUAUCAAUUUACGGCUUUCCGGUUACUCCUACUACAAUCAGUUCGAUGCGUUGGAAACCAUGCUCGAUCGCUCGCAAGCAUGCCAGUCCUUGAAUACGCUUUCUUUAGCGCAGCUAAGACUCAUCGACGAGGGCUCACUUCUCCGAUGCCUUCGUCGUCUGCCGUCGCUGAGAGAAGUCGCUCUCGCACACGACGAAUACGCGGAAAACAUCUGCGAUCCGUUGAUCACCCUGGACCUGGUGCGCGCCUUAGAUAUAUCUGACGUGCCCUAUGCAUCGGAGGUCCUCUUACCCAAUCUCUCGCGAUUGGUCUUGACUCUUGGCGGCUGGGUGCGAUUGUGGGGAGAUUGGCAGCAAGAUGAGCGCUCAUUUCAGGACGCUUUAUUGUCUGCACUAAGGUCCAGGGCAGAGCCUUUGAAGUUAGACGGGAUGCCCAUUCAAUCUUUACAGUCUUUCGUACUUGACGACUCUCCGUGCUGGCCGCCUUGUCGAGAUACUAUUGUUCGUACCUUUCAGCGUAGGAGGGCGAUGGUGAUCAAACAGGUGUCCACGGACUCAGAGACUGAAUCUGAUUGA
Messenger RNA from Schizophyllum commune H4-8, 1705 nucleotides. RefSeq lists its product as uncharacterized. Lineage: Eukaryota; Fungi; Basidiomycota; Agaricomycetes; Agaricales; Schizophyllaceae. The record is from RefSeq and is a predicted model, not a curated record. The transcript has a single exon. The coding region runs from base 44 to 1705 and encodes 553 amino acids.